Molecule: messenger RNA, 2029 nt
Organism: Sipha flava (yellow sugarcane aphid)
Lineage: Eukaryota; Metazoa; Arthropoda; Insecta; Hemiptera; Aphididae
Product: rac GTPase-activating protein 1-like
Exons: 11
Coding region: 238-1908 (556 amino acids)
Biological process (GO): signal transduction
Source: RefSeq, a predicted model, not a curated record
UAGUUAACUGUUUGGCCGCCAGGUUACGCGACGAUCACCAUUCGUUUCGGUUGAGACUUGAACAUUGCGGCCUCUGAUUAUAUUGUUGAUUUUCCAUAAAAAUAGAUACAACUUUGUUACUUGUACGGUAUUUCCUUUUGUGAUGUGAUCUCGUGAUCCCUCUCUGUUAGACGGUCCUAUAACAAUUCAUUAUAAAUAACCGUUUCUAGUAACUCGUUUUGAAGUUUAAACGUCGCAAUGGAAGAACACGUAAAUUCCCUCGCGCUUCAAUACGAUUUGUUCGUUAACAGCACACUUAAAAUGUUGGAUACCGCGACCGAGAGAGAUUAUAUGCUAAAAUUAAAAGUCAUUGAUGAAUUAGCACAUCAAAUUAAUGAAAGUGAAAAUGACAAAAAAACUAUCAAAAAUACAUUAGAAGCUGUUCAAGAUGAAUGUACUAAAUUGACAUAUAAACUUAAAACUUCUGCUCGCCUAUUAGAUGAAGUUCAAGUAGAAAAACUAAAACUUGAAGUUGAAAAAGAAUCUUUGAAAUCUCAAAUAAAACAAUUAUGUUCUGUUUUAAAAAAACCUGAUGAUAAAACUUUUAUUCAAUAUUCACAAAAUAAUCAUUCAGAUUGUGCCCUAGAUGGAAAAAGGAAUCUUAAUAACACUGAUGCCUUGUUAUCAGAUAUAAGCUAUAGUUAUUCUGAAGAUAGUUCAUAUGAAAAUGUUAUAAAAAAUGUCAAACAUAAUUAUAUACCAUUAGUCAAUGUACCAAAAUCUCCUUCUUCAAAUACUGGCGUUAACACAAAAACAUGUGAGAUAAAAAAUGUAAAUGUUAAUGGUGGAAAAAUUAUUGCUACAACUACUUUGACUAUGGAUUUAGAUUCUAUUAAUGCAAAAUCACUAAUUAAAACUCUUCCAACAUUAAAUUCAAAAGACACAUUGCUAACACCAUUAAGUGAUUCAGUAGAAUCAUUUUCCAGUGACUCUGAAAAAAAUUAUAAAUCUAUAAAUGAUAAUAAAAUUGACCAAAGUAUUGAAAAGAAACACAAUUUUGUUCAAAAAAUGAUUGUUAUUCCUGAAAUUUGUGGACAAUGCCUUAAGAAAAUAAAAUUUAAUACCUACAUGGUAAAAUGUCUUGACUGUAAAACAAUUGCACAUUUAGAAUGUAAAGAUUUCAUUCCAGUUUUUUGUACUUUUGAUGAAAACAAAAGCAAUGCUUUAAAUUGUGGUGUCCCACCUUUAAUUGUUUACUGCAUCAAUGAAAUUGAAAGAAGAGGAAUGGGUACUUAUGGAUUAUAUAGAGUAUCAGGUUCUGAAAAAGAAGUGAAAAUUUUAAGAGACAAGUUUCGUAAAGGUGUUCCUAAUUUAAAUGAUGUUGAUAUUCAUGUUCUAUGUAGUUGUCUUAAGGACUUCAUACGCACACAAAAAAAUCAUCUUAUAAUGCCAAGUGCUUUAUCUAAAUUGACUGAUGCAUUGAAAGCAAAUGAUGUAUCUGAUUCCCUUAGACAAGGUGUACUUGAAUUGCCAGUUUCUAAUCGCAAAAUACUUGCCUUUCUUAUUCUCCAUUUGCAAAAAGUUGCUAGUUCAUCAAAAUGCUCUAUGGAUUAUAAUUGUCUUGCUAUAGUUUUUGGGCCUACAAUUGUAGGUCUUUCAAGUACUAAUUUGGAUGAUUUGCAAAUUAAGUCUGAAAUUGUUUCUGAAGUUUUAAUAGAACUACUGAAAUUGCAUCAAAGUUUUUGGCAUAGUUUUAUAAAAGCUGAUUUUGCAUCAUCUGAAGAAUUAUUGAAUAGUACUCCAGCUCGAAGUCAACAUCAAACACCAAUAUCAUCCAAUAAAUUCUUUUCAUCUGGAAUAAAAAGGCGAAUAUUAAGCUCUCCGAAAAAAAUGAAAAUUUCAAAACCGGAUGAAUUUGAAAACAAUUGAAUUCAGUACUUAAUGAAAUAAGUAUAAGUGUCAGUAAUAAUGCCAAUUAAUAUAGGUACUAUUUUUAUGUGUUUUUAUUUUCUUAAUCAUCUUUAAAGUAUUUGACUGAAGAAUUUUUAAA